ACUAAAACAAAUGUCAAUGUCAAAAUUCGAUAAACAACAAAUCACCGUGUCCUGCGUUUUCUGCUCCGUAAAUAAAAAAUACAAAUCGUAAUCGCAGACCCAUAUACAAUAUCUGAAUCAGCUUCCUCUCACAACAACCACUCGUACAUCUCAAAUAUUACCCAGUGUAGGGACAUUGUUGUCUCUUUUCUCAGAAAACAAGAAACAGCCGGCACGAGAGCAGAAAAAAUAUUCGAAGUACCACCAUUACCUAGGUAGUUAAAGGAAAGAAAAUAUAUUUAUGAAAGUGAGCCAGUGAAGUGGGCGCCAUGGCUGAGCAGGGCACUCCCGUGGAGCUCUACAUCUAUGAUCUCACUAAUGGGCUUGCUUCGUUGUUGUCUCCCACAAUAUUAGGUCGGCAGAUCGAGGGCGUGUGGCACACCGCCAUCGUGGUGUACCAGCGGGAGUUUUUCUACGGCGGCGGCGGCAUCACUAGCUGCGCGCCGGGCGGCACACAGCUGGGCGCGCCACUCCGCGUGGAGCACCUGGGCGACACCUUCGUGCCCUACGCGGUGUUCGGCGACUACAUCCAGGGCCUGGCCACCACCACCUACAGCCCGUCUGCGUACAAUCUCCUCGAGCACAACUGCAAUCACUUCAGUGAAGAAGUGGCACAGUUCCUGUGCGGCGCACACAUUCCCAAACACAUCGUGGCGCAGCCGGAGGAGCUGCUGGCGCCGAGCACUCGCGCCGCCGUGCAGGCGCUGCUGGACAACCUGGUGCCGCAGACUGCGCAGAACAUGUACACGAACGGCACGGCGCGGCACAGCCGACAGGACAGCCCCGACUACCUCACGCUCAACACGCAGAUCGAAGAGGCCAGGGCGGCGUCGCAGGAGCUGGACGCGCGGCGCAGCUCGCUGGCGGAGAAGCUGGCGCGCAAGCAGCGGCGCCGCGACAAGAAGCGCAAGAAGCUGCAGCGCGAGUGCGGCGACGCGCUCGACGAACACGACGCUGAAGACAUGGCGGAAGCAGUGGAGGCGACGGCGGCGCCGGAGGAGCUGGCGCGCGCGGGCCCCAGCGCCGGCGCGCUGGACGCGGACGAGCGCCGCCAGGAGGAGCUGCGCAAGCGCGCGAGGGACCCGCCUAUCGUCUUCUCCGACAUCGACGGCGUGCAGGAGUACGAGAAGCUGGCGGCGGCGCUGGCGGGCGCGCAGCUGUCGCCCGAGGAGCGCCAGAGCCUGGACGAGCUGCAGCAGUACCUGGUGCACGGCGAGGGCAGCUGGGUGCUCGGCGACGACUUCCUCGCCUUCGUAGGGCGGCUGCUGGGCUGGGCGGAGGCGGGCGUGCGCGUGGCGGCGCUGCGCUGCCUGGCGGCGGCGGCGCUGCGCGAGGACGUGUCGCUGCUGCUGCACCAGGACCGGCGCCACCACGCGCUGCUCAACUACGCGCACGCCGUGGACGCGCUCUCGCUGCCCGAGCAGCAGGCGCUCGCGCUCUUCCUGUGCAACCUGUUCGAGAACAUCUCGUCGUCGGAGUGGCUGCUGUACAUCAGCGAGUGGGAGCACAACGGGCAGCCGCUGUCCAACAUCCGCGCCACCACUAAGGUGACGGUGCACGCGUGCCUCAGCGCCGACCCCGAGCUGCGCGACGUGGGCACGGCGCUCAUGUACAACAUCGCCACCAAGGAGUAUGUACGGCAUGUAUGCGGGGACGAGCGUGUCUGCAGCGAGUGUGUUGCAGCGGCUGGGCGCGGGCGCGGCGCUGCGCCGCCUGCUGCCGCGCCGCGCCAAGAGCAAGGUGUUCGACGAGGUGUGCGUGGAGCUGGCCAUGGCGCUGCUGCAGCUGCUGCAGUGGGCGCCGGGCGAGGAGCAGCUGUGGCGCGCGUGCCGGGCGCUGGCGCGCUUCGUGGCGCACUCGCCCGACGUGCCGCAGCUCGUCGCCAUGGUGGGGCCCGACCCCGCCGCCUUCCGGGGCACGAGCCCGCGCGUGGACGAGCAGAUCGAGCUCAUCAUGAAGCACGUCAAGUAGCGGCGCCGGCGCCCGCGCACCUUGUACAUAUACCAUUACCUGAUAGUACUAAUGUAUGUUAAGGCCAAAUUUAGCGUAAGUACCUGAGCUGAGGACGAGCUUCGAUUAUGUCAAUUUGAUAUACACGAAUGUAUUUAUUGUAUUUAUAUUAUGAUUGCUGCUAGCACUAACACGCGGUGACUGCGGUGCAUUUACACUAUAUGUACGUAUAUUGUAUAGUUAUGUUAUAUAGUUGCAAAAAAAUUAAAUCUGUGGGAUAUUGA
Molecule: messenger RNA, 2273 nt
Organism: Helicoverpa zea (corn earworm)
Lineage: Eukaryota; Metazoa; Arthropoda; Insecta; Lepidoptera; Noctuidae
Exons: 15
Coding region: 309-2072 (587 amino acids)
Biological process (GO): protein modification by small protein removal
Molecular function (GO): peptidase activity
Source: RefSeq, a predicted model, not a curated record